CUUUGCCACUCCCCAGCAGGCGCUGCACCUGCUUUUCCUCAGGUACAGAAGCAUUCUUUCCAAUUUUCAUGGGGAUGGCGGAGCCCUGGAGCAGCUAAAAUGUGCCAUGUCCUCCAUCCUAGAGAUCUGGCUGGAAUUCUAUUCCAUUGACUUCCACGAGCCUCCUGAAUUCCAUGCUUUGAAGUCUCUGCUGGCCCAUGUCCGUGUCAAUAUGCCGGGUUCAGAGGCGGAGCGUAAGGCUGAUCUUCUUCUGGCGCAGCUGGAGAAGCUGGAGCACCUGGAGCCCAGUGAGGCAGAGACUGAGGCUGAGGAGGAAGAGGCUUCUGCCCAGGCUGAACAACUGUCCCAAGAGCUAAGGCCAUCUUCAGCUCCAGCUCCACCUCCACUGCCAGAGCCAGAGCGAAAGCAAGAUCCUGAGCCCGAGCCCGAGCCCGAGCCCGAGCACGAGCACGAGCAAGAUCCUGAGCCAGAGCCAGAGGAAGAUCUAGAGCCCGAGCCCGAGCCCGAGCCCAAGCAAGAGCAAGAGCUAGACAGAGCCAGAGCAAGCUCACCUAACCACCCCUGAAACAUCAAAAGAAGUGGAAGAAACACCAGCACCCAGGGGAGCCCCGGCUCCAGAGCUCCCACAAACACCCUCACCAGUCCCCACUCCAGAGCUGUCCUUCCCCUUCCCUGCCACCGUGCUUGUCCUCGUUUUUGUCUUUGUCCUGCAUCUCCCAAAUUUUAUCAUCUUUUCUCUUCACUUAUAUCCCUUGUAUAAA
Messenger RNA from Cynocephalus volans (Philippine flying lemur), 761 nucleotides. RefSeq names its product protein TsetseEP-like. NCBI's taxonomy places the organism in Eukaryota, Metazoa, Chordata, Mammalia, Dermoptera, Cynocephalidae. The transcript has 4 exons. Bases 107 to 565 code for a protein of 152 amino acids. The record is from RefSeq and is a predicted model, not a curated record.